AAUUUGCUGAUUGCAGCAUAUUUACCAGACAUCAUUUGGCGACGACAAUCUAGCAGCUCAGUUGUCAUUUAAUAAUCGAAUGAAAGCUAUGUACCAACAUCUAUAUGUAUAAUGUGAUCAACUCAAUGUAUGACACUCUCUUGGAAACUUCAUAGCAAGCAAAAUUCCAUUGAAGCUUCAUUAUAAAACACCACGUCUAGAUAUUGUUGAAAAUGGCUGGAGAAACAUGCUUCACAAAGAAUCAACUGCAUUUUUUCCGUAUUUGUCACCUCGCAACAAACAUUUUACCUGCUCAACUUCGCAUUAUCUUUGUUGACCUGUGGAACAAAUAUUUCUCAAGCCAAAACGGGACUUGGUCAAAUACUUCAAUGAAUGGAGCUAUAUUUUUCUCAAAAGAAUCUGAACUAAACAAAAAACGAAACAGGAACAUGUUGAAUGAAAUGAAACAUGGGGACAUAGAAAAAUGGGACUGUACUAUGCUGUUUUAUGGUAUUCUUUACUCUUCUUCCAUUGGUCAGAACUUGUGUCCCUCCAUUCGUGGCUACGUCAAUCAUUUGCGGGAUUUUCGCAACAAAUCUUUUGCUCACGUUAGUAAAGGUGAACUGACAGCAUGCGACUUCCAAGCUGCUUUUAACCAACUGCUUCAAGCUCUUGUAAGCUUGCAAUGUGAUGUUUCUGCAGUGAAGGAAGUUCGAAAUUUGAAUUCUUUUUCAACGGAGGAAAUUUACGAAUUGAGAUCAAAGUUAAUGAUGGAGAAAGAAGCCCAAGCUAAAAUCGAUUUACGAAUUUCGGAUCUGGAGUCACGAGUUGUCGUUCUGGAAAAUUGUUGCUGUAAGUUUUCGAAUGAUGACGAUGAUGUAUACUCAAAUCUAAUUGUUGACGAACACACUGCUCAGAACAGCAAUGUCCGCUUCAAGAUUUUACCAGAUAAACCAAAGCAUAGAGUAGUCAAGCGCAAGCAAGUCGAUGAUACUGUAAACAGUUUGCAUGAACUAAGAACAUUGCAUGAUGGAAAAAUAACAGGUGCGUUUAUUGUUGGUCAUCCUCUGUCUGGUAAAACAGAAUGUGCUGCAAGUAUUGCAAAUAUCCUUGUGAAUAAAGGACUUGAAAAUGUUGCCAUAAUGAAUGCUGAAACAGAUGAAUGUUUCUUGCACUCACUGAAAGAAUUAACUAAAAAACUAAAUUGUCGCACAGCCAGUUUUCCAUCGCUUGAAAAAGCAACGGUUCGAUCGCAAAUUGAGCUUCUUUCAAUGCUAAUUAAAGAGAAACUCCUUGGUUUGUCUUCAACGUGGCUGAUCAUCUUGGAUGGUGUUUCAAUGGAGACAAAAGAUCUGUUAGACUAUCUUCCUCGUCCAGGAGAGCAAGGAUCUGGCCAGAUACUGGUAACAACAUACGACCAUUUUAUUGUGCCCAAAUGUCCUUACACUGUUUCAGUUACAAUGGAUCAACUGACCAUUGACGAAACAAAUAUCCUCAUGAAUUCACUUGUGGGCGAAACGGUGACAGAAUUGGCCGAGGUUAUCGGGGAAAUAUUAGAUUUCAAUGUGGCUUUUAUGGUGUCUGCCGUUAAAAAAGCGAACCAGAUAUCAAGAAGGCAGAAUUCAACGUUAGUUGAUGCUCUACAUCAAAUGAUAAAAAAUGUGAAAGAGUGUCAUAAAGAAGAAGAUUGGGCUUAUUUUAUUGCAGCCUUAGACGAAGUCGCGCAAGCAAGAAUUAAAACUGUUUUGAAGACCUUCAUUGCACGAAGUGGUCUUAUCAAAGAGUUUCUUCAAAUAUGCACCCUUGCCAGAGGAAAAAUCGUUUCCCUUUCUGCAGUGUCAAAUUUUCUUACAAGUUCUUUAAACUUUGAAAAAAGCGAUGUGGAGUGUGCAAUUAAAAACAUCUCCUUCGUUCAAAUUUUGGAUGGAAGAAACAUACGCAUUAAUCGGGUUUUUUAUCAGCUAUUACUUGAUUUGUUUACUCCUGAACUCGGCGAUGAAAAAAUGGUUUUCCGUUUGAUGAAACUUUGUCGGUUUUUUACUGCUAACUUGUGUGAUCCCGAAGUUGCUAACAUGUUUAAGGAAAUGUCCUUCAAUAUUAUGAAAUACGUUUCUUUUCUUGAUGUAUCAAAGUCUGAAGAACUUAAAAUAUUAUAUUACGAUCUAGGGAAAGCAUUUUUGUGUGUUUCAAUGGACUAUGCCUCGGCUCUGCGAUACCUGACAGCGGCGAUGUCGAUAUUUGAGAAAUCAAAUACAACAGAACAUCCAGGAUAUGCUCGACUUUUGAACAUUUUAGGAAAUGUGUUACGGCUCACAGGCAAAUUGGAAGCAGCCAAAAAAUAUUUGAGAAUGUCGUUAAAGCUUUUACAAAACAAUUCUGGUGGAGACGCAAGUGAAGAUUUUGCAAAUUGCGUAAGCAGUCUUGGCUUGGUAUUUUUAGCUCAAGGAAACAUGAAACAAGCAAGAGAAUUUCAUCACCGCGCUUUGUAUAUUCGUGAGCAGCUCCAUGGCAACGAACAUGUUACAACUGCAGCGAGCCUGAAUAACAUUGGUGGUGUUUAUCAUGAGUGUGGUGAUCUAGCAAAGGCAAAAAGUUACUACUGGAAAGCUUUGGAAAUUAAAGGUCGUAAUUACGGCUGGGAUUCUCCACACAUGGCGAACAGCUUCAACAACAUUGCUGAAAUAUCGCACGAACAAGGAGAAUUUCGUGACGCAAUUUUAAUUCACCAACGAGCGUUGAAGAUACGACAACGUCUUCACGGUGAUGAUCAUCCUGAUGUCUCCGACAGCAUGAAUAAUAUAGGUGUAGUAUAUCGAAAACUUGGAGAGUUGACGACAGCUAAAAAGUACCACAUGAAAGCUCUUGAUAUACGGAAAAAGGUGUAUGGUGAAAAACAUUUGGAGGUAGCUUCCUCGUUAUGCAGUCUUGGUGAAAUCAGCUAUAAUGAAGGAGAUCUGGCAGCAGCGGAAGAAUUUCAUAUCGAAGCUUUAUCUAUCCGAGAUCAUCACUCUGUUACGUCAUGGCAUCCUGACGUCAUCAAAAGUCUGCACAAUCUUAUGUUGGUAUACACUGCUGAUGAAAAAUUUUCAUUAGCAACAGCAUAUGCUUAUGAGAUGUUUAAGCUCUGUGAGAAAGUUCACGGAUGUCGAGAUAGGAAGACAGUCGAGGCUUACCGAAAGCUGACAAACCUAUCGCAGCGUUCAUGUCAAGGGCGUAGUCAUUAUUUGUAUUCUACAGUUUACGAAAAGAUUGAAAGAUUGUCUUGUCUAUAGAGCCUCAGACAUCAACAAAUAAUAACAGAUUAAAGAAAAUGCUUUGAUCUAACUGUUCAGUUUAGUAAUAUUCCUUUUGUUGAGUUUAUUUGUAAAAUUAGUAAAAAAAUAAUAAAUAAUUGCUUAAGAGUUGUUUUGAUAGAUGGCAAGUAAGAAAAGAUGCUUAUUGUAUUAUGAGAGUUCAGCCUUGCUCAAUAAAUCGGAAUACUCAUUUAAAAA
Messenger RNA from Xenia sp. Carnegie-2017, 3470 nucleotides. RefSeq lists its product as uncharacterized. Lineage: Eukaryota; Metazoa; Cnidaria; Anthozoa; Malacalcyonacea; Xeniidae. The record is from RefSeq and is a predicted model, not a curated record. Gene Ontology annotation, molecular function: protein binding. Gene Ontology annotation, cellular component: kinesin complex. The transcript has 6 exons. Bases 213 to 3251 code for a protein of 1012 amino acids.